Molecule: messenger RNA, 1842 nt
Organism: Magallana angulata
Lineage: Eukaryota; Metazoa; Mollusca; Bivalvia; Ostreida; Ostreidae
Product: cell death abnormality protein 1-like
Exons: 6
Coding region: 6-437 (143 amino acids)
Source: RefSeq, a predicted model, not a curated record
GCGAUAUGUUGACAAGCGUUUGUUUUAUUAAUCUUUUGAUUUUUGAUUUGCUAAUAUUGCCGAUUUUGAAUUUUGGCAUCAAUGCACAAGCAAAAAUUGGAGAUUGUAGUUUUCCAGAAUCAGAAAAAGUUUGCUGUAAUAAUUAUCACGAUGUUAACGGUGUUUGUAUGAAAUGUCCAGACGGUUCAUAUGGUGAAAAUUGUACGGAAACUUGUCCAGAUGGGUGGUAUGGAGAGUUAUGUUCACAGGAAUGUGAAUGCAAAAUGAAUCAACAAUGCAAUUUUAUGUUUGGAUGUUUAGAGCAAGAUUUAGAACCGCAAUUCACUUUCUCCACUUUCACCCUCCUGAAGAUAUCAGCGGGCUUCUUGAUCAUUAUUAGUAUUGUAAUAGGUGUCACCGUGUGUGUUGUAAAAAGAGGACUGCAUGAUGAAAAUUAGAGAAAAAAAUGAGUUCGACAAGAUAUCUUGGAUAUAUAAGACCCUGCUGGACCAGGUUGUUAUCCUAGAAGAUGACCAAAAGUACUCAUAUUUUACUAGAAGCUAACACUUCGAUCACCUCAGAGAUGUGGUAUGGAAUUUGUUUGCCAAUUGCCGAAGUUAUUACCAUAAGUUAACAAAGAUGCAAAGCUUAUAUAGAGAAGUGAAAAGGGAAUGCAUUUAAGUAAAAUGAUUUGUUCCAUCAACUAAAAAUGAUGAAUUUUAUUUAGACUUUCAUGACAGAAAAUCAACUUUGGUCAAAAGUACCUGUAUAUGUUUUUGAGUGUGGAAUAUUUACAAGCAUGCUAUGUUAUGUGUUUCAGGUAAAUUUCAAGAACAUUUCCCCACUCUACAUUCAUAAUCAGAUGACCAAGUUUCUCCUGGCUUACCCAAGACAUAUUGGCAAGAAACAGAAAUUCUUUUUUUUAAUUUAAAAAAGCAGGAAUUUAGUAAGAUGGCUCUCAUGGAUGCCUAUGAUAAAUAACAGCUGUUUAUAAAUUUAUUGAAAAAAUUGUAAAUACAUUUGUAAUUUGUACUUAGAUAAUACAGAUGACUGUACAUUGAUAUGAUAAGGUUGAUUCUAAAAAAAUACUGUACAUUGUACAUCUGUUGUAAAUUUUAAAAAGUAAUUACAUGUAACAAUUAUAAAAGAAUUUUUAAGCAGAUAGAUGGUAAAACUUCAGAUUUUCAGUUACUUCUUUCAUUAUUCAAAAAAAAAUAUUUUUGUAGAGAAUAGCAGAAUGUUGUAAAUGUUGAAAGUGAAUUCGUAAAUAUUUGAAUUGUAAUUUAUAUUUUUUCCAUGUAUUUGUCAAUUGAGUAGAUUUAUGUUGCCAUUUGCAAAUUACCUGUGUGCUAGUUUUAUUUUUGUUUUCAAAAUUAAACUGUUAUGGUCAAUAUCAAAUUUGGUUGGACAUUUUUGUAACUUCCAUUUGAAAAAGUAUUUUUAUUUGGAAUGUAGGUAAACUUGUUUAUAUAUAUUUGCCAUGAUAGAUGUUGGCAAUUUAAAGCAAUAUGAGCUGCAAUUUUCAUGUUGAAUUUUUUUUCUCAAGAAAAUGUUAUUUUGAACUAAAAUGACAAAAAAUAUCAUGGUCUUAAAAUUUCUGUUAGCUCUGUUUUGUGGGAAAAGCCAUUAAGAAGCCUUAAUUGGAGCAAAAUUAAAUUAUUGUCAUCCUGUACAAAAAAUUGAUCUGCUAUAUAUAUGUUCCUUAUUAUGGAAAUCUUUCUCCUGACAAAAAUUAAUGAUUUUUUUCAAUUUUAUCAUAAAAGUUUAAGUUACAGGCAGACUUAUCAUACUAGCAUGUUUUUGCAGCAAAAUAAAUUUUUUGGAAAUUUUAUAAAUCUUAUAUGUUUGUUUUCUUUCAAUUAA